AUGUCCCUCCUCGCGAACAUCGUCGGCUUCUCCCUCGUCGGGAUCGCCGCGCGCAUGGGCCAGCUGGGCAUCCAGAAACGCCCCAUCCUCGAAAACCCCAUCGGCCACGCGAUCGCCGCGGGCACCUUCGGCUUCGCCGGCUACUGGGCCUACCAGUGGGACAGGCGCGCCGCCGUCCUCCUCGCAGAGAAGCGCGCCGAGAUCGCAGCGCGGCGGGCGAAGACCGACGCCCCCGCAUCAUGA
Dichomitus squalens LYAD-421 SS1 is the source of this 243-nucleotide messenger RNA. RefSeq lists its product as uncharacterized. Lineage: Eukaryota; Fungi; Basidiomycota; Agaricomycetes; Polyporales; Polyporaceae. The transcript is spliced from 2 exons. The record is from RefSeq and is a predicted model, not a curated record. The coding region runs from base 1 to 243 and encodes 80 amino acids.